This is a messenger RNA of Hippocampus comes (tiger tail seahorse), 3569 nucleotides long. RefSeq names its product integrin beta-1-like. Gene Ontology annotation, cellular component: synapse; integrin complex; focal adhesion. Lineage: Eukaryota; Metazoa; Chordata; Actinopteri; Syngnathiformes; Syngnathidae. Gene Ontology annotation, molecular function: C-X3-C chemokine binding; protein kinase binding; integrin binding. The record is from RefSeq and is a predicted model, not a curated record. Gene Ontology annotation, biological process: cell migration; integrin-mediated signaling pathway; cell adhesion mediated by integrin.
UCCUUGCUUCUUUGUGGCGACAGAUAAUACAGGACUGAAAUCAGUGGUCAAGAUGCCGAAUCAUAGGGUGCGUUUAAGCCUCUGGGACACGCCAUUCCCACCUCCCCACCUAUGGCCCGUCAUGGAUACUGUAAUUUACAACAUUCUGAGAUGGACCUGAAACUGCUUUUGAUAUCUACAUUGGUUGGAGUCUUCUGCAACGCUCAGAAAGAGGGGAAUGAGUGCAUCAGUGCAAAUGCCAGAUACUGCGGGGAGUGCAUCCAGGCUGGAGCGAAAUGUGGCUGGUGUACAGACCCGGACUUCCUAAAACAAGGUGAGACCGUGUCUACCCGAUGUGAUGAGCUGCAGUCUCUCACAAACAGAGGGUGUAGAGAGAGGUUGAUAGAGAACCCUCGUGGAGAAAAGAGGAUCCUCAGGAACAAAAUGGUAACCAAUCGCAGGAAGGGAGCGGAGAAACUAAAGCCAGAAGAAAUCACUCAAAUCCAACCCCAGAAGCUCAGUCUCACCCUCAGAUCAGGGGAGCCUCAGUCUUUCAACCUGAAAUUCAAGCGGGCAGAAGAUUAUCCCCUCGACUUGUACUACUUGAUGGACCUUUCUUACUCCAUGAAAGACGAUCUGGAGAACGUCAAGAACCUGGGAACCAGUUUAAUGCUAGAAAUGUCAAAGAUCACAUCUGACUUCAGGAUAGGCUUUGGCUCUUUUGUGGAGAAGACAGUUAUGCCGUACAUCAGCACCACCCCAGCCAAAUUGUUGAACCCCUGCACCGGCGACCAGAACUGCACCAGCCCAUUUAGCUACAAGAACGUCCUUAAGCUCACCAGUGAUGGCAAAAGGUUCAACACCCUGGUGGGCCAGCAGCACAUUUCUGGAAACCUGGACUCUCCCGAGGGUGGCUUUGAUGCCAUCAUGCAAGUGGCUGUGUGUGGGGAGCAGAUUGGUUGGAGGAACGUGACUCGCCUUCUGGUGUUUUCCACUGACGCUGGCUUCCACUUUGCAGGAGAUGGCAAGCUAGGUGGCAUCGUUCUGCCUAAUGAUGGAAAAUGUCACUUGGAGAACAAUUCGUACACCAUGAGCCACUACUAUGACUAUCCCUCGAUCGCUCACUUGGUUCAGAAGCUGAGUGACAACAACAUACAAACCAUAUUUGCUGUCACAGAGGAGUUUCAGCCUGUCUAUCAAGAGCUGAAAAAUCUAAUACCAAAGUCUGCGGUGGGCACCCUGUCUGCUAACUCAAGCAACGUUAUCAACCUCAUUAUAGAUGCUUACAAUUCGCUCUCAUCUGAGGUCAUUUUGGAGAACAGCAAGCUUCCGGAGGGAGUGACCAUUGCUUACACAUCCCGCUGUAAGAAUGGAGUCAUUACUGAGGGUGAAAAUGGACGCAAAUGCUCCAAUAUUUCAAUUGGAGAUGAGGUUACAUUUACCAUCAGUGUGACAUCUCAAGGUUGUCCAAAGCAAGGAAAGCCUGAGACAAUCAAGAUAAAGCCUCUGGGAUUCACAGAGGAGGUCGAGAUCACCCUCAGCUUUAUCUGUGAGUGUGAAUGCCAUAAAGAGGGUGUCGCCAACAGCGAUGACUGUCACUUUGGGAAUGGGACCUACGAAUGUGGAGCCUGCAAGUGUUAUGAGGGACGCGUCGGCAAACGGUGUGAAUGCAGCAGCAACGACGUGGCUACAGAGGACAUGGACCGCACCCGCCCCCAAGAUAAUUAUGAGGCUCAUUCUGAGACCAUAUUAAGUAUCGUCCCCUCUUAUUUUGUUGUUUGUUUUUUUUUUUUUCUUUUUUCCUUAGGGCACGGGCGUUGUGAGUGCAGAGUGUGCAUCUGUGACAACAUGUGGACUGGGAGCGCCUGUGAGUGUUCUCUGGAUACAAGCACGUGUCUAGCCAGCAACAAGCAGAUUUGUAAUGGCAGAGGCACAUGUGAAUGUGGCACUUGCAAGUGUACUGACCCUAAAUUUCAGGGUCCCACCUGCGAAACGUGCCCUACCUGUCCAGGAGUGUGCACUGAACACAAGGAGUGCGUCCAGUGUCGGGCUUUCGGCACAGGUGAGAUGAAGGAAACAUGUGAACGCGACUGCAGCUAUUUCAACUUGAUCAAAGUGAAGGACAGGGACAAGCUGCCUCAGCCAAAUGACGCCUCUUACCCUGUGAUGCACUGUAAGGAGAGGGACGCCAACGACUGCUGGUUCUACUACACCUACGCUGUCAACAACAACACAGAAAAGGAGGUCCAUGUGGUUGAAACGCUGGACUGUCCUGCUGGUCCUGAGAUCAUACCCAUUGUGGCGGGCGUAGUUACUGGCAUCGUCUUAAUUGGUUUAGCUCUGCUGCUCAUCUGGAAGCUGCUGACAAUCAUCCACGACAGAAGAGAAUUUGCCAAAUUUGAGAAGGAGAAGAUGAAUGCCAAAUGGGACACGCAAGACAACCCCAUAUACAAGAGUCCUAUCAAUCAGUUCCAGAAUCCAAACUAUGGACGUAGAGCUGCUGUCCUUUAAGGUGAAAAUCCCAUCUACAAAAGUGCUGUUACGACGGUGGUCAAUCCCAAAUAUGAAGGCAAAUGAUGAGCAAGAAUUUGACAUCUUCAGCAUUUGCUGGAGGUUUGGCUUCUGAGGAGGAUCAAGUUGUUUUUUAUUGUUGCUUCGUCAUUACAAUGCACAUGCGUCUGUAUUUUUAUUAACACAUAUUUAUAUGCUUUUGUUGUAUUUUAGAUGUACAGUAUGUGUAUAUACUUUACAAAUUCAUAUUUCUUGAAAGUUUGUGAAUUGAAGUUGUUUAUCUAGCCUGCCAAAGGUCAGGUGCGGGCAUAUCAGUUCACUCCUUUUACCAGCAGAAGGUGGAUAUCAUAAAUAAUAAUUUAUGCCCCAGAAAUAUUCAGCUUCUUCAAUGCUAUGCUAAUCUCUCAGCUCGUACGCUAUCCUUUCUUAUGUCUUUCUGCACUGACUGUUUGUCUGUGGUGCCUCUCUGUGUGACAAGACCUGAGGUGUUUUUGAUAUUUAUGCAAGUCAUCGGCCAAAGCAGCACAUUUUGCCACAGUAUGUGUAUAUCUUGAAAAACAAACGCAAAUAGCGAGUUAAUUCUUUAGUUUGGCGUUUUAAUAAAACAUUUUCAUGCUGCAUAGGCAAAUGAAUUAUUUGUAAAUGUGGUUUGGACUGCAGCUCAGAAAUCAUGAAAUUUUAUUGCACUCACGAGUUUUUGACUGUAUACCACUUGUACAAUUGUAAAAGGAUACUGAUGUUGAGUCAAAGGAUUUCUGUUUUUUUUUUUUUUUUAAAUAAACACUAUGGAUUGUAAUUCAUCUAAUUUACCAAUAGGAGUGACUUAUUUAUUCUCAGGUCCUUUACUGUGUUUUUGCCAAGCAUGCCAAAAACAUCAUUUGUGAACGUCAUUGUCGGUCGUACAUUUUUUUGUGUGUGUUUUGUUUUUGCAGAAAUAUUGUAACACCAGUCACCCUAAUGCCUCAGAAGCACCACACACGAGCCUUUACAGUAUUGUUUGAAAAGUGCCUGUUAUUUCAAUCACCAUGUUCUCUCCCAAUGCUGUAAUGACUUAUUUAUUAAAUAAACCCCCAAAAGAG